AAUAAAGUUUUUGUAAUAACGUACGUGUUAUGUUGUUCCUUAUCCGACAUCUAGCGUCAGUGAGCAAGAUGUCGGAUAAGAUUGAGAAUCAGAGCGGUAAAGUUAAACAUACUGGUGGCUGUCACUGCGGUGCUGUUCGGUUUGAAGUGUUUGCACAACCAGAUUUAAUUAUUUACAACUGCAACUGUAGCAUUUGCACAAUGAAGAAGAAUUCUCACUUUGUUGUAAGGGAUGAAGAUUUUCGACUUUUGCAAGGAGAAGAUAAUCUAACUUUGUACACAUUUAAUACCCAUAUGGCCAAGCAUUACUUUUGUAAGACUUGUGGUGUUCAAAGUUUUUACAAACCUCGCUCAAAUCAACAGGGAAUUGGUGUUAACCACAACUGUCUGGAAUCUGGAACAGUAAGAUCAAUUGAGGAGCGGAAUUUUGAUGGCCAGAAUUGGGAACUUUCUAUGGAUAUUGGGGGAGCUCUAGAACUAUCAUAAAUUAACCAAUAAAAUGUUUAGAACUUACCUAGUAAACGGUAAAUAUUUUCAGAUGAAUUUAUAUAUAUAUAUAUAUAUAUUUAUUUUUUUUGUCUCUAUUUUACAGUAUUUGUUCAACAUACAUUUAUGGAAUAUUAAACUGUUUUUUAGUGAAAAUAUUAUAUUCAAAU
Limulus polyphemus (Atlantic horseshoe crab) is the source of this 655-nucleotide messenger RNA. Its product is annotated as centromere protein V-like. The record is from RefSeq and is a predicted model, not a curated record. NCBI's taxonomy places the organism in Eukaryota, Metazoa, Arthropoda, Merostomata, Xiphosura, Limulidae. The transcript has 3 exons. Bases 30 to 485 code for a protein of 151 amino acids. Gene Ontology annotation, molecular function: carbon-sulfur lyase activity.